AUGUCCGAGGAAGAGUUGCCUCGGGCAAGGCCCAUCAGUGUGGCAGCUCGGAAAGAAGGGGCCCUGUCGCCAGGAGGAAGACCGACCUUGGACGAUGUGCUCAACAAUAAGGCACCCUCGCCUUACACCCUCGCCGCGUACACAGCAUUCCUCUCUCAGCAACACUGUCUGGAAACGCUCGAAUUCACGACAGAGGCCAAGAGAUAUUCGGACAAAUAUGACGAAGCAUCAGCCAGCAUGGGAGGCAUGCCUCUCACAGUAGAGACGCAGGAAGGAUGGGAAUUGAUACAGGACUGGACACGGAUUCUCGAAAUCUAUGUCAAGCCAGGUGCUCCGCGGGAGAUCAAUCUGCCGGCAGAGGAACGAGACGAUUUAAUUGAACGAUCCUAUGAUUUCAGACCGCCUCGGCCUGACUAUCUGGAUCCUGCCAUCAAACGCAUGUACGACUUGAUGUCGGAUUCGAUCUUCAUUCCCUUUUGCAACAGCCUCAAACAAGUUUCCCACGCCCAAACAUAUACGCCUAUGUCGGAAUUCGCGGACAUGGCUGAACUGGAGCCCUCACGGCUGACAUACGACGAGCGAGGGUUGCAUCGCCGGAUGCCUUCCCGCCGGCGGCGAUCUCCUCCACAUACAUCAGCAGUGUCAUUUGAAGCUUCUCGGUCUCCUCUGCAACAGCAUCGGCCGACACAGUCCUCGUCGUUGUCCUCGGCAUUAGGUCGGCAGAGUGGGGCACGCUUGUCGACACACGUGUCACACUCGUCUGCGGUCUCAGAAAGUGCAUUGACUGACAGCAGCGGAGGUCCGGAUAGCCCUCCUGUGGGUGAUCUUCUAGAAGCUGAAUCAGUUAUAACCCCACCGACAACGCCGCCAACGAGCGAGCUGGGUGGGACCAUAAGUCAUGGGAGUAUGAGCGGAUUGGCAAGCGUCAAAUCGCAUCGAAGCGAAAGUGGCGGCUGGAAGAAGGCGAUGAAGAUCUUCAGCGGCGGCAAGAGGAAGAAUGGCAGCAACGAGCACGACUGA
Fonsecaea erecta is the source of this 1020-nucleotide messenger RNA. RefSeq lists its product as hypothetical. NCBI's taxonomy places the organism in Eukaryota, Fungi, Ascomycota, Eurotiomycetes, Chaetothyriales, Herpotrichiellaceae. The record is from RefSeq and is a predicted model, not a curated record. The transcript has a single exon. Bases 1 to 1020 code for a protein of 339 amino acids.